This is a messenger RNA of Pungitius pungitius (ninespine stickleback), 4278 nucleotides long. It is a transcript of the gene kcnj14, whose product is annotated as potassium inwardly rectifying channel subfamily J member 14. Gene Ontology annotation, biological process: regulation of monoatomic ion transmembrane transport; potassium ion import across plasma membrane. NCBI's taxonomy places the organism in Eukaryota, Metazoa, Chordata, Actinopteri, Perciformes, Gasterosteidae. Bases 2262 to 3863 code for a protein of 533 amino acids. The record is from RefSeq and is a predicted model, not a curated record. The transcript is spliced from 5 exons. Gene Ontology annotation, molecular function: inward rectifier potassium channel activity. Gene Ontology annotation, cellular component: plasma membrane.
AUCAAAGUUUCCAGUAGAGGAAGAAGCCUUGAGCUGAAGGACAUGCGUCUUGACUGGUGAAGGGCUCCAUCUGGGUGACCUUUCUCUCUGUGUUGUUACAGAGACCAGUUCUUCAAAUUGAGGCUGUCCAAAGGAAUAACUGGACAAUAUUUGACCGAUGAAAUGAUCCAAGAACGACUGAAGGACUGCAUGAAAGAGUCCUAAGAGAGUUGCAGUGUGUUAAACAAGAAGAUCCUAAACCAAAGGGCUACAAACACAGCAACCAACAUCUCUGUGAAGACGAUCAAAAGACCAGCUGACACUUUCCUUGAUUUCAUCACAAAGCUCGAUGGUUUGACUGAACAUGUGUCGUAAAGAAAGGUCAACACAUAAGUGAAGAUGAACCCUUAUGUCACUUCACACUUCAGGAGGGAUCUCUUUCCCCAUUUCCAUUUAUUGUAGAUGUUUUUUUCCCUGUUAUCUGAAUGAAAUGGCUCCUUCUAUAUUUGUACAGUUAGACGCGUAGCUCGUCAGUUUCUUUUAGUUCCCUUUGUACUCCACGUGGUUCAGGGGUUUAGGGUUUGUUUCUGUUUUCGGUUCCAAAGAGGAUGCUUUGUAUACUUGACAGGACAGUUAAGGUUUCUGGAAAUUGUUUGGAAAGGUAAAUACUAACUCUAAAGGCAUACCUUAUAGUUCACGGAUAUAUUUGCACAUAUCUCAGAUAGUAUUUAUGGUGCACUUAUUAUUCUCACUUUUUGUUUUGAAAUUGCAUCUGCAUAGGAUAAUCUUCUUUUAUUCCUUUUGGUUUGUGUAAACUCCCUGAUGAUCAGGUAGCCUUUUGUGAUCACAUUCAAACAGAGAUGAUGAGUAAGAAACUAAAACCCACAAACCGAAUUACGCUCUCAGCCACUUUAGCUCUGAGACCUUCUCACCUGAUCUAUCUGCUUUGGAGACGGACCUCCAGAAAAAUAUAGAAAACUUUCUCAGGUGACCUGUGCAUUUGUGUUUUUUUUUUUAUAUGAAUACAUUUUCCACUUAAAGCUAAAAGACAAGUAGUGUUGGAGAUCAAAAAAACUCUUGUCUUUUCUUUUCCUCCCUGCUUACUUUUGUCAGGCAGGUGAUUUCUCAGCCGUAAUGCUGAACUGUAACAAGGUAUGUCUGGUCUGAGGAACUGUUGCAGGUUAUUGCUAUCAGCCAUGUAGUUCAGGUCAAUAUUAUUCAGUUUCUAAAACAAGCCUUCAACAAAUUUGACGAUAUUUGCCCAACAAACAGAAAUGCAGACCCUUAAAAAAGAAAUGACAAGUUGUUGAGGCUUUGGCAUAAUCCAACAGGAGAUGGCAAUCACAUCAUUCUUUCAGUUGGGACCCUCUUUUGGGGCAAAGGUGACCAGUGAAACUUAACCAAUAUUGGCAGUGAAUUCAGUUAAUAUUUAUGAACAAUGAUGACAGUAGGCGUGAUGUUCUGAAAGAUCUGUUUUCUUUGUUUCUUCUUGCCCGUACCAAGGGUUUGUGAGACUGGAGAGAACUUUGAGCGUAAGAAUUGGCAUGUUUUUUUGUUUUUUGUUUUCUUUUGGUGCAUGUUGUAAAUUAUUUAUCAUAUCGUCCGUUAAUUUUGAGCAUUUGUCUGUCUUGGAUGCAUCUUGUCAUUAUGUUAUAGAAGAUACCCGUUAACAAGCUGUAUGUCUUCUACAUGUCUCCAUCCUUCUUGUCCAUUGCAUUAUCAGUUUAUAGUUUGUAUCUAUAGAUCCAUGCUCACGGCUUCCCUUUGAUAGUUUUGAACUAAAUACAACCAAUUUUGCAUGCUUCUAUGUCGUCUGUUGAGGUCAGUCCAGCCCGACUACUCCUUGUCAAACCAUUUUUUCCAAACUUGGGGUCACAGAAAUGGACUCUUUGGGCGGCUGCUGACAUCAUUCUUUUCAGCUCAACUUCCUCAGUGAGAUUAACUUGAGGACAUUGUUUAAUGAAUGCACCCGUGGAGCAUCUUGAAGAAAGCUCACUUUAUAGGCUGAGGGAACAAUCACUGAAAACACAAUCUACUGGGAACUGAAACAUUGAAAGUGUGGAAAGUAAGUGACUGAUCAGCGGCCUGUGAGGAAAUUAUCCUCUGGUUCCCAUUGGCCAUGAUGGACUUACAAUUAUCUCUUCAUUAACAAGGACUGAAAGACUUCCUGUGUUGUUGGCAUUACAAACCUAGUGAACUAACCAAGGUGCUUGGUUGCCACAUUGCCAAUCAAAUCAAGGCACACUGAGGAAUACAGUUAGCAGAAGCAGACAUUAUAUUUUAUGAUGGGUGCGGCACGUGUGAAACGCCGCUUCAGUGCUGUGGUAGAUGGGCCAGUGGAGGAAGAGGAGAUCAUGAGGCUGGCACAGAGUGCUGCAGACACGGCUUGGGCAGGGGGGAGUCCAACGGGCACAGAGACCCCAACCAGUCCCUCGCCUACUCAUGCCCUGAACGGAAAAACUCUACCUCUUCAGACCAACACCAACAAUGCACGCAGGCAGAGUACCAUUGGAGUUGGGGGAGAAGCAGGAGAAGGCAGGGUGAGAGCAGGAGGAAUGUGCUCCGGGCUGAGGAGUGCAAGAGGCAGUAGUGUAGGAGGAAGAGGAAAAGGCCGAUCAUCCCCAGACCAGGAUUCACUCUCUUCCCCCUCCACUACCAAACGCCGGCGACCCCGCCGCUCGAGCCGCUGGCCCCGGCAGCGCUUUGUUGGCAAGGACGGACGCUGCAACGUCACCUUCGUCAACAUGAGCGAGAGGGGCCAGCGCUACCUGAGCGAUCUCUUCACCACCUGUGUGGACAUCCGCUGGCGCUGGAUGCUGAUCAUCUUCACCCUCUCCUUCCUUCUCUCCUGGCUGCUCUUUGGAUUUGCCUUCUGGCUGAUCGCCAUUGUGCAUGGGGACCUCUCCAUCCGGCUUAGCCCCAGCUCUAGUUCUUCUCCGGGAUCGGGAGAGGCCGGGCCUGGAGGAGAGCCUGGUGGAGAGAAAGUGGUUGAGGAGCCGUGCUUCCUGCAAGUGAACAGCUUCAUGGCGGCCUUUCUAUUCUCCUUGGAGACGCAGACAUCCAUCGGUUAUGGAUUCAGGAGCGUGACCGAAGAAUGUCCCCUGGCGGUGAUGGCGGUCGUUUUGCAGUGCAUUGUGGGCUGCAUUAUUGACGCCUUCAUCAUCGGGGCGGUCAUGGCAAAGAUUGCUAAGCCCAAGAAGCGCAACGAGACACUGAUCUUCUCUGACACAGCUGUGGUGGCGCUGAGGGACGGGAAACUGUGCAUGAUGUGGAGGGUCGGAAACCUACGCAAGAGCCACCUGGUAGAGGCACAUGUUCGAGCACAACUACUGAAGCCAAGGGUGACAGAAGAGGGAGAGUUCCUCCCAUUGGAUAACAUGGACAUCAACGUGGGUUUUGACACUGGCACCGACCGCAUCUUCUUGGUUUCGCCGGUGACAAUUGUCCAUGAGAUCAACGACGAGUCCCCCUUCUUUGAGAUUGACCGAAAAACCCUGGAGAUCGACUCUGAAUUGGAGGUGGUGGUUAUACUCGAGGGUAUGGUGGAGGCCACCGCCAUGACCACACAGUGCCGGAGCUCCUAUCUGGCUUCUGAAAUACUCUGGGGACACAGAUUCGAACCAGUGCUUUUUGAGAGGAAGGACUGCUACCAGGUGGACUACUCGUUCUUCCAUCGGACAUAUGAAAUCCCAAACACCCCUUCGUGCAGUGCUAAAGAGCUGGCCGAGCAGAAGUACAUUCGAAGCUCACGCGCGUCAUUCUGCUAUGAGAACGAAGUGGCUCUCCAGCUCGUCUCCCCCGAUGACGAGCCUGGCAAAGACCCCGACUGUCCCACCACAGCGACCCGAAGGCAAUCCCUGGCAGAACAACUCCACUACAACUGAACCUGUGCAAUAGGAGCUCUAACGUUAAAAGAGAGGAGGUUUAGAGGCAAAAAGAGGAAGGAAUAGGCAGGUACCGCUGGGCAGACAAAGUGACACCCAAUUUAAGUAGAUACGGCCAGUGUCCAGAUAAAGGAUAGGACGCAGUAUUGUUUAUAGUGAUAAGACAGGAAAGAAAGUCCAGAAUAGGAGCAAGUCAUGAGACCUAUUUAAAAGUAUUUCUAUGCAGAUUGCAGCGAUAGAUACAUGGAAAUUGACUUAUUUUGGGUCAGUCCUCCUCUCUGGCGAAUGGUUACUCCACAGACUAGUGUUGUCUGAUUGGUCCUGGCAAUUUUUCAAGAUCAUUGAAAACUCUCUGCUAAAGUCUCACUUCUGGCCCAUCGCUACCACAACACACUCAUCCGGCUCUACUGUAAGU